GUAUAUAUCAACGACCGCGACGGGGUCACACUGGUGGAAAUUAAAAAAUUAAUUUAAUUAACCCAAAGGACUUAAAGGCACCCUCAACGAACGGCCAUCGCUGGCGACAUGGAAGCGGAGCACCUGAAACGUCUGGAGGCCAAGGAGGUGGACCACAUCCCCGCCAUCCUCGGCGAGUUCAACACGAAGAAUGCGGACCUGCUGAUCUUCGACAGCUUCCGCACGGACAACCAGUGGCACGAGCUGUGGCUGGCCAUCUUUGGCAUUCUGGAGGACCAGCAGCUGAGUCACUUGCAUCCGCAGUGCCUGAAUACGGUGAGGAUUCUCACGCGCGACGAGUUCAGCCUGCAGACGAACUACAUCGAACAGGAGGUGAACACGCUGCUCCGGCUGGCCAGGAUCGAGGCGGGCUCCCUUAAGCUGCCGGCCACCCCGGAUGAGCUGAAGCAGCAGGAGCGCGAGGAGCCGCCCAGCCAACUGGACGAGCCCAGCCAGGCCCAAUCGGAGGUGAUAGCCGAGGCGCUGAAAUGCCUGUGCAACCUGGUCUACCAGAGCUCCGACUGCCGGCGCCAGUGCCUGCGACAGCACUGCCUCGACGCUAUCCUCAAGCGGGUGGCCUCCUCGAUGCGCCAUCCCUGCGCCCUGGAGUACUACGACAUGAAGCUGCUCUUCCUGCUGACUGCCCUGGAGCCGGCGGCUCGGUCCCGCCUUCAAAUCGAUCUCAAUGGCCUCACCUACAUGACCAAGUGGCUGGACGACAAGCUGGGCGAGGAGACCGCCGGCGAGGAGCAGCUGAACAUAAUUUGCGAGCUGCUCAAGGUGAUGUUCAAUGUGACCAGUGCCCCGGACAAGAGUCCCAACGAGUACGAAAUCCAGAGCUUGCAUUUGACGGGAGUGCUGCGGGAGCUGCUCCUGCGCUUCGGCGACAUGGCCACAGACAAGGACCGGGCAGUGGUCACACACGCCAUCAAUCUGCUGACCAACAUAUCGGGCAGCUGCCUAACCGAACUCACCCUACGCUGCUCCAAUGCCGAGGUGGAGUCCCUCAAGGACAGGGAGCAGGACAAGGAAAAGGAAAAGGACGCGGAGGCAGGAGCCCGAGCAAAGCCGCGCCAGUGCUGCUCCCAGUGCUUCGAGAAGCGCAAUGUCCGCAGUCUGGACAUUCUGCUCCGGUAUCUGCGGCAAUCCCUGGCCCAGCAGGAGGCCGAGGCCAGCUCGCACGAGCUGCUCUCGCCGGUGCUGACCGUGCUGGUGAAGUGCGCCCGCAGCGACCGGGUGAUGCGUCACUAUCUGCGGCAGGAGAUUCUGCCGCCGCUCCGGGACGUGAGCCAGCGUCCGGAGAUUGGCCAGGAGCUGCGCAACCAUCUGUGCCGCUUCCUCACACUGCCCGCCAUGAUCCUGCGCGAUCUGUCCGCCGAGCUGCUGUUCGUACUUUGCAAGGAGGACGUCGGACGGAUGAUCAAGUACACGGGAUAUGGCAACGCGGCCGGACUGUUCGCCAAGCGGGGCAUACUCGACUGCCGGCGAGUGGAGGGCGCCGACUACUCCUCGGAUAGCGAGGACAGCGACACCGAGGAGUACAAGCAGCAGCAGCAGGGCAUCAAUCCCGUGCUGGGCUGCGUCGAGCCGCGCAGCAGGUCUCAUUUGGACGACAUUAGUGAAGAGCAGAAGGAGUACGAGGCCCUGCAGCUGGUCAAUCUCAUCGAGCAACUGCGUCAGGGCGGAAUCGUCAAGCCGGCGCUGAUUGACAAGGAUGGGCGGCCGCAGCCGCUGGAGCACAUCCUCCAGCUGCAGGAGGAGCUGCCGCAGCAGCAACUCGACCAGAAGCGGAAAACCUAAGCCUGAACCGAAUCCCGGGAUCUGCUAUGGCACAACUUCCAAAAAGCUACCAAAUAAUCACCCUACACUGCAUUUAUUUAAUAGGUAUACUAUCGAAUGUAGCUUUGAAUGUGUUCCAAAACCAGAAUGGCUUCGCAUUGCUUUCGCUUAAUUGUUAUAUGUUUUAUCUGUCGUUAAAAAUAAGGAUCAAAUUGCGAAUUUUAGUUAAUGAUUACUAAAUGACAUUGCUCCGAGAACAUCUCAUUAUAAUCCCACAAGUUUGUAUUCAAUAACGAAGUAUUCUCGUUUGGAUUUCCAUGCAAAGCUAUAGGUACUUAAUCAUUUAAUUCGAUAAUGAUUCACCUGUCUUCUAAAUGUUGUAGCUAAACUAUGUAUUAUUGCUAGUGCUAGCUAAAAUCAUUAUAAUCGAUCGUAUUAGAAACAAUUUGUAGAAAUAAUCUCUCACCUUUUAUAAAUUAUUUAGCUAUGAG
Drosophila suzukii is the source of this 2309-nucleotide messenger RNA. It is a transcript of the gene ric8a, whose product is annotated as ric8 guanine nucleotide exchange factor A. Gene Ontology annotation, molecular function: G-protein alpha-subunit binding; guanyl-nucleotide exchange factor activity. Gene Ontology annotation, cellular component: cytoplasm. Gene Ontology annotation, biological process: G protein-coupled receptor signaling pathway. Lineage: Eukaryota; Metazoa; Arthropoda; Insecta; Diptera; Drosophilidae. The record is from RefSeq and is a predicted model, not a curated record.